Vitis vinifera (wine grape) is the source of this 1035-nucleotide messenger RNA. Its product is annotated as glycine-rich cell wall structural protein 1. Bases 1 to 1035 code for a protein of 344 amino acids. The record is from RefSeq and is a predicted model, not a curated record. Lineage: Eukaryota; Viridiplantae; Streptophyta; Magnoliopsida; Vitales; Vitaceae. The transcript has a single exon.
AUGGGAAGUUUCAUGGCGGGAAAAUUUGGUUGGGGGGUUUUGUGGGUUUGGGUGUUGGUGGUGGUGGGCUGUGCAUGUGUUGAGGGUAGGAAACUUGAUGAGAAGAACGAUGGAGGAGUGAAGAAGCCAGAGUGGUUUUUUGAUGGUAAUCCAGGAUGGGGUGGUGGUGGGUGGAAAGGGCUGAGUUUUGGGCAUUCCUUCAGUUUUGGUAAGGGGGUGGGGUUUAGUUUUGGUUCUGGAAAACCUGGCAUUGGCGGGAAACCUGAUUGUGUUGGUGGGGGUGGGGGUGGCGGCAUUGGUGGUGGAGGUGGAAUUGGCGGCGGCAGUGGUGGGGGGAUAGGUGGUGGUGGCGGGAAACACCACAAGAAGAAGGAAAAGAAGCAUUAUGGUGGUGGUGUUGGAGGAGGAAUUGGCGGUGGAGGUGGAACUGGAGGAGGAGUUGGUGGUGGAGGUGGAACUGGAGGAGGAAUUGGUGGUGGAGGUGGUGGUGGUAUUGGAGGAGGGGCUGGAGGAGGCAUUGGGAAGGGAAUAGGAGGUGGAGGUGGUGCGGGUGGAGGAGGGGCUGGAGGAGGCAUUGGGAAGGGAAUAGGUGGUGGAGGAGGAGGAGGUGGUGGUGGUAUUGGAGGAGGGGCUGGAGGAGGCAUUGGGAAGGGAAUAGGUGGUGGAGGUGGUAUGGAUGGAGGAGGGGGGGGAGGCAUUGGCAAAGGGAUCGGUGGUGGUGCUGGUGGUGGAUUUGGGGGAGGCAUAGGUAAAGGGAUUGGUGGGGGAAUAGGAGGUGGUGGUGGUGGCGGUGGCGGUGGCGGAGGCAUCGGCAAAGGAGUUGGUGGAGGCGCUGGUGGUGGAUUCGGGGGAGGUGUAGGCAAAGGGAUUGGUGGUGGUGGAGGAGGCUUCGGAGGAGGUGGGGGGGGCGGCUCUGGCGGAGGGAUUGGAGGAGGUUUCGGGGGCGGUAGUGGUGUUGGUGGAGGAAUCGGUGACGGUGGUGGAGGAUUUGGUGGGGGUGGAGGCGCUGGAGGGGGCAUUGGUGGAGGUGCCUGA